Miniopterus natalensis is the source of this 2280-nucleotide messenger RNA. NCBI's taxonomy places the organism in Eukaryota, Metazoa, Chordata, Mammalia, Chiroptera, Miniopteridae. The record is from RefSeq and is a predicted model, not a curated record.
GGGCUGCGGGCUCCUGCGCUGCGGGACCGCGUCGUGGGAGGAUCCGCGCUGAGACGGGUCUUUGGAAAUUGCCUGCCCCCCUUUCCGCCAAAGUACUAUCUUGCGAUGACCACAUCUAUGGCUAAUGAGAGGAGGGACCAGUUGGAACAUUAUUUGCAAAAUGUAACCGUGGACCCAAACAUGUUGAGAAGUGAUGUCUUCGUUGAUUUUUUAAAGCAGGUACAGCUGGACACCUUUAAUAUCACUACCAAGAAAGCCACUCUGGAUAUAUUUCUGCCUGAUGGAAGGAGCAUUCAAGUCGAAAUCCUGACAUCAGACACUGCCGAAAGAGUCCUAGAGGUGGUGUCACACAAAAUUGGACUGUGUCGGGAGCUCUUGGGCUACUUCGGCCUGUUUCUCAUGCGGUUUUGCAAGGAGGACCAUGUCUCUGUCCUGAAAAAACUGGCCGACUUUGAACUCCCUCAUGUGAGUCUCCGGAGCGCCGCAGUGGAGGGCUGCAGGGUCGGCCUCAGGAGGUGGUACAUGGACCCGACCCUCGACUCCCUGCUGAUGGACUGCAGAGCAGCUGUCAAUCUGAUCUAUCUGCAGGCAAUCCAGGACAUUCAAAAAGAAUGGGCCCAACCCACCCAGGCACAGAGGCAGAAAUUAGAGGCUCUCCAGAAAGAAGACAACCAAAUAAAGUUUCUGGAGCUGUCCCGGGAGCUAAGGCACUACGGAUACGUACAGCUGGACCCUUGUACCUGCGACUACCCCGAACCGGGCUGUGGGGCCCUUCUUGCCGUUGGCAAUAACGAGAUCAGCUGCCGGGUCACCCUGCCUGACAGCCAGACCCGGGACAUCACCUUCCAGAUGAGCCGAGUGAAGUGCUGGCAGGUCACUUUCCUUGGGACCCUGCUGGAUAUGGAUGGGCCCCAGAGAACUCUCAACCAGAACCUGGAGCUCCGAUUUCAGUACAGCGAGGAUAGUCGCUGGCAGUGGUUUGUCAUUUACACCAAACAGGCGUUUUUGCUGAGUAGCUGCUUGAAAAAAAUGAUCUCAGAAAAGAUGGUAAAACUAGCUGCAGAGAACCCAGAAAUGCAGAUUGAAGUUCCCGAAGGAGGCCGGAGUAAAAAAUACCACAUUCAACAAAGCCAGAAAGACCGUUCUAGUUUCCUACCGGGAGCAAGCAAGAUUAAGAUAGCUGCAGCUGACUGCGUUUCGGGGACCAUAAAGGAAGAAGAAGGUCUUUGAGGAGAAAGUCUCACUUUUUAACAUGUCUCUAAGCCUGUCCAUACAGUGCUUAAGGAUUAAAAGUGAGCUCCCUACCAUCAAGAAAAGAAAUUUGACCCCUUCCUAUUUUUGUGACGUCAAGAUGGACACGCGUCAUCAAGACUACUUCAGAACUUUGUUACACUCAAGAUGAAAAAGAAAUGCGAGCCGAAGUUUUACUGCUUGUUUUUUAAUGACUCAUGAAUGACAAGUGGCAAAUCCAAAUCCACUGGAAUGAAAAUGGAAGCUUAUCUACUAUUUAGCCAACUUAAGAAUAGUUGAAGCUCACUCUUUCCUCCGUUCCCCUAAAAUAGAUGUUUACCUGGCUCCAUGAAGUCUUUUAUAUGUUCUGAUACUAAACAAAUGAAGGGCUCAGAAUAAACCACUAUCAAUGCAUUUGGGGUCAAGUUCUGAAGACGUGACUCAUCAGCUGAGGAAACUGCGGCUCUGUGUAAGAAAUGGAAUCACUGAAAAAGAAACCUGGACUUCACGGAUGAGUCCACAGCACCAGAGCAAGGAGGGGAGGAAAUUGUGAUGUUUCCUUCGAAGUUCUGAGCCUACCAGUAUGGAUGUACUCAAAGUAACAGGCUGCCCUGUUCUGCUUCUCCACUCUUGUAAUGGUUUCUGUCCUUAGAAUACUAAAUUCAGUUCGGUAGUCAUCACACUAUUUUGAAUAUUUUUAUUUUGGAAAGCAAUGGGUAUCAGUAUCAGAUACCUCGUAAGUCUCUUAGCUUUAUAAAUAUGUGUACUUUUUCCACUAGAUUUUUUUUCUUAUCUAGUUUCAGUUUAUCAUGACAAUUAAUGUACUUACAUACAGAAUUAAGACCACAGUAAGAGAGGACAGAAGAAUCUAUAUAAUGUAGAUAGAUGAAGUGUAACGUUCGAAUGUUCUUUUCUAACUGGGUUGCGUAACUAAUUAUGUAAUAAGUAUGAAAUAUAUUCCAGCGAACAUAGAAUUUACUGAUGGAAAUUCUGUGAAUGAUCUUUUUGAAGUGUAGAAUCUAUUAAAGCUCCAUAGUAUUUAUAAAGCAA